Mixia osmundae IAM 14324 is the source of this 2925-nucleotide messenger RNA. RefSeq lists its product as uncharacterized. Gene Ontology annotation, molecular function: ATP hydrolysis activity; ATP binding. Gene Ontology annotation, cellular component: Smc5-Smc6 complex. The transcript has 11 exons. Gene Ontology annotation, biological process: double-strand break repair via homologous recombination. The coding region runs from base 56 to 2869 and encodes 937 amino acids. NCBI's taxonomy places the organism in Eukaryota, Fungi, Basidiomycota, Mixiomycetes, Mixiales, Mixiaceae. The record is from RefSeq and is a predicted model, not a curated record.
CGACGGUACUCGACAGACGUCGGACGCCGGCAAGCGCUGUAGCUUCCUCGUCAGGAUGGCUCGCAGGGUAGCCGACUCUGACGGGGACGAUGAUGCUCCAGACCCGGACGAGCCAGUGCCGAGCGCUCGGGUCCGGCCUGCUCGCGGCAACGCACAUCGAGGCUACAUGGACACCUCCUCUGACAGCGAUACGCCGCAGAUGACGAAGAAAGCAAAGGGCAAGCUGACCAACGGCAAUGGGGUACCUAAACAAGCGCCUACGCAAGCUGAGGAGAGCGACACCGACGAACAACCGGCUGCCAAAGCAAGCAGAAAGCGCAAAGCAACUACGAGUAAAGUGACUCGCUCUUCGCCUGAUGCAAAGCGAAAGAAGGCCGCUAGCAGCCCCGCACCACAAACUAGGGAUGAGGAGGAGGAAGUAGAGGAAGAGCCAGAUGAGGCCUUCUUCCUAGCGGAUGCUCAAGAGAGCCACUAUCUCAAUGAGCGCGGCGACGAUGGAUACGUCGUCGGAUCGAUCAUGCGAAUCAAGUGUGUCAAUUUCAUGACCUAUGAACAUGUCGAAUUCAGUCCAGGACCUCAUCUCAAUAUGAUCAUCGGACCGAACGGCACGGGCAAGUCGAGCAUAGCCAAUGCCAUUGCUCUCGGGUUAGGAUGGCCACCCAAGAUCCUCGGGCGAGCAGACGAAGUGCGAUUGUUCGUCAAGCAAGGCUACGACGAAGGUCACAUAGAGAUCGAGCUCAAGGGACGGAAAAGUCGCAAUGUCAUCAUCCGACGCGAGAUCAAUCGCAUACGCAACAACAGCGAUUGGUAUCUCGAUGGCAAGAAGGCAAAGCAUACCGACGUCGUCGCAAAAGUAGCGGGACUGAAUGUUCAAGUCGAUAAUCUCUGUUCCUAUCUUCCCCAAGAUAAAGUCGUAUCGUUUGCGCAGAUGAAGCCUGCCGAACUACUCAAGGAGACCCAGAACGCUGCCGGAUCGCUCAAGCUAACAAGCUGGCACGAGUAUUUGAUCAAAAUGAAGAAGCUGCUCAUCAACAGAGAAAAGAAAUUGGAUGCAGAGAAAGAAGAUCUACGCAAUAACGAAGCCCGUAACGCCGCACUUGAACGCGAAGUCGCCCGGUACAGAGAGCGGAGAGAGCUACUGGAGGAAAUCACGAUUCUCGAUACCCUCAUUCCUUAUGCGGAAUACAAAGUCAAGAAAUUGGCGUAUGAUGAGGUCAAAGGUGAGAAGAACGAGCGCGUGCAGCAGCUGCGCGAACUAGAGGUCAAGCGAGCUCCUUAUGCGCAUCAGAAGACUCUGCUGGAGCAGAGGUACAAAGCGGCGUCAAGAUCAGCGAGGGAUGCCGACGGUCUCCACCUGUCUGCGGAAGCGAAACUGAAUCGUAUCAAUAAAGAGCUGGAUGCUUCCGACAAAAAGCUCGAAGUUGAACGCAACAAUCUGCAAAGCCUCAGGGCCGAUAUCAAGGCACGCGAGCAGAGGAUAGCGCAGUGCCGGAGGCAGAUUGACAACAUCAAGCGACAAUUGCAAGAUGAGCCGCCAGAGGUCGACCUGACCGAGUCAAAGCGACGACGCCGCGAGUGCAAAUCCGAGAUGCUCCGGCUAACGCAGAAGAUUCGGGCUGAGCAAGCAGAAGCUGAAGCUUUGCUGGCCACGACUGCCGAACUCGAAGCAGAGAUCAAGCUGCAGAAAGCGCAAAUCACAAAACUCGAAUCUGCUGGCAACCGGCGCUUAGGAGCGCUCAAGUCUUCGAUGGCCCGGCAGAAUCAUCUCUUUCAGGGCAUCUUGGCGACCCAGGCGUACCUCAAGGAGCAUCCUGACAAGCUCAAGGGCAAAGUCUGGGGUCCUGUCGCGAUCGAAAUCGGGCUUACAGAUGAGAAAGCGGCCGCAGCCAUGGAGACCCUGAUCCAGGUAGAUGUUUUCAGAACAUUUGUCUGCGAGCUCCGAGAAGACUACGAGCUCCUUCAGGCGCAGAUCGCCAAUGGAUUGUGGAAAGACACAAAGUAUAAGAUCUAUCUCGCAAACAUCAGCGACGAGCAAUUUCAUGCUCCCUUCUCGCUCGCAGAGCUGCAGCGCUUAGGAUUCGAUUGCUGGGCGAUUGACUGCAUCUCUGGCCCGCCCGAGGUUUUACGCUUCGUUUGCGCGCGCUCAAAUCUGCAUCGGAUACCUAUUGCUUUCAAACCAUCAACGAGCAUUGAUGUCAAGGCUUUCGAGUCGCGCGCUUCGCAAGUGCGCAAAUAUGUCAUCGGACCAUCAGUCACGACCAUCAAACCAUCAAUGUACGGCCAAGGCUUUGCACAGACGAACACGAGGGGCCUGCGAAACGCAACAGUUCUAUCGUCAGCGAUUGAUGCGACGGCUGUAAAGGAAUGCGAGCGACGGAUUGCGACGGCGGAACAACAGAGGGACGCUCAGCAAGAAGCAUUCGAAGCUUUCUCUGUUCGCAAUGCCGAGACUCGCGAGGAGCACGCAGAGCUACAAAGUACCGACGCACGACUGGCGGAUGAGGAGCAGAAGUCCGGUGCAGCGAGGCACGAGUGGCUCAAACUUAAAGUCAAAUACGAAGAGCGCUGCGCGACGCUCGAAAGCGAAUUGAACAAGCCGUCCGGCGAAGAGAAGCGCGAAAAGCACACACUCGCUCUGCGUAAGACCGCGCGCUCGCAUCUGUCCAUUGCGAGCAAAGCUAUGGCGACGUUCCAUGAGCUCUGCGAGACACGUGCCCUCAUAACUCUAAGAGGACUCGCCUUACAGAGUGCGGAAGCCGACAAGUCUGCACUUGACACAGUCCUAGCCGAGAGCCAACAGGCGAUCCUAGAAGCACAAGAAGCCAUCGAAGAGGGUACGCGUGAUCAAUAUAGCGGCUCCGAAAUCUGAUACUUGGCCUGCAGUCAAAGCCCGAUUGAACAAAUGCAAAAUGGAAGCGUCAGCGG